Molecule: messenger RNA, 1188 nt
Organism: Solanum verrucosum
Lineage: Eukaryota; Viridiplantae; Streptophyta; Magnoliopsida; Solanales; Solanaceae
Product: protein PELPK1-like
Exons: 1
Coding region: 1-1188 (395 amino acids)
Source: RefSeq, a predicted model, not a curated record
AUGGGAAGCCAAUUGAAGAAGCAAUGGCCUCAAUUUGCUUGUGCUUUGGCAUUUUUCUUGAUUGCCACAUGCACUAUGGCAUAUUCUCCAUAUUCUUCUGAAUCAACAGAUUCUACAUACAAUAAAGUACCAAGCACAGUAGCUAAAAGUGAAGACUACAAGGUACCCUUAGUGCCUAAACAAGAAUACAAGGUACCUUCUUUGGCAAAGAAUGACUACUACAAGAAGCCAUCAGUUCCAGAAGUGUCAUUUGUUCCAGAGGUACCCUCAGUGCCUAAACAGGAAUAUAAGGUGCCUUCUUUGCCAAAGAAUGACUACUACAAAAAACCAUCAGUUCCAGAAGAUAACUAUAAGAAGAUGCCAUCAAUUUCAAAAGAUAACGACUACAAGGUACCAUCGGUGCCUAAACAGGAAUACAAGGUGUCUUAUUUACCAAAGAAUGACUACUACAAGAAGCCAUCAAUUGCAGAAGAUAACUAUAAGAAGGUGUCAUCUUUUCCAGAGGUACCCUCAGUGCCUAAACAUGAAUACAAGGUGCCUUUUUUGCCAAAGAAUGACUACUACAAGAAGCCAUCAGUUCCAGAGUAUAACUACAAGGUCUCAUCUGUUCCAGAGGUACCCUCAAUACCUAAACAGGAAUAUAAGGUGCCUUCUUUUCCAAAGAAUGACUACUACAAGAAGCCAUCAGUUUCAGAAGAUAACUAUGAGAAGGUGCCAUCAGUUUCAAAAGAUAUUGACUACAAGGUACCCUCAAUGCCUAACCAAGAAUACAAGGUGCCUUCUUUGCCAAAGAAUGACUACUACAAAAAGUCAUCAGUUCCAGAAGAUAACUACAAGAAGGUGCCAUUAGUUCCAGAGGUACCCUCAGUGCCUAAACAGGAAUAUAAGGUGUCUUCUUUGCCAAAGAAUGACUACUACAAGAAGCCAUCAAUUCCAGAAAAUAACUAUGAGAAGGUGCCAUCAGUUUCAAAAGAUAAUGACUACAAGGUACCCUCAAUGCCUAAACAAGAAUACAAGGUGCCUUCUUUGUCAAAGAAUGACUACUACAAGAAACCAUCAGUUCCAGAAGAUAACUACAAGAAGGUGCCCUCAGUUCCUAAACCAGAAUACAAGGUGCCAUCUUUGCCGAAAAAUGACUACUUCAAGAAACCAUUACCUUCUCCAUCACCACCACCUCCAUAUUAUUAA